AUGCCAUCGGGAAGGAUAUUGUUUCCUCGGAACAGGGAUCUUGACCCAAGUCCCAUACCAUGCGUGGAGGUGUCGAGGCAAAAGAAUAUGAAAAAGAAAGUGAAAGAGCCUCAAGCCUCUGCAAGGCUCUGUAACGAAACCGAAGUCGACAGAUGCUGCUCCUUGCUGACCGCUAUGCCCAGACAUGAGUUCCUAACUUUACCUUCACUAAGAGGCAGCGAUUUACUGUCCUAG
This is a messenger RNA of Pieris macdunnoughi, 234 nucleotides long. The record is from the annotation of a GenBank genome assembly. NCBI's taxonomy places the organism in Eukaryota, Metazoa, Arthropoda, Insecta, Lepidoptera, Pieridae.